Molecule: messenger RNA, 1389 nt
Organism: Spirometra erinaceieuropaei
Lineage: Eukaryota; Metazoa; Platyhelminthes; Cestoda; Diphyllobothriidea; Diphyllobothriidae
Source: the annotation of a GenBank genome assembly
AUGGCGGAGCUGGUGGAUGGUGGAUGUGAGGGUCCUUUCCAAUACCAGACCUUCAAGAAUGUGUAUGAAUUGAAGUUAUAUAUACAUAGUUUACAAUAUGUACGUGCCGAAUUCCGUAAAACUUACCUAUAGUCAUGCGGUGGGAAAUACAAAAUAGACAGGAUGGAGUAUUUUAGUCGCAGCACGAGGGAAUAUGAUAAAUUAAUGUACAAGGAAAUAAAAUAUACCUGCUGUGGCCCAAGCCCAAAGUACGUGCACUUGCUUGAAAGAUAUUUGCAGUGGUCCAUGCCCUUCUUUCAUAAUAGUUAAGGCGAUAGACGGUGAACUUCAAGUUGUGGACUGCUAUGCCAUUCACAACCACACAAAUCCAUCCAAAGAAAGGCUCCUCCCAACGGUGUCGUUCGUUGGGGGUAAUCCACCUACCCUAACUUCUUAUUCCUUAGAUGGCGUCAAAAGUCGUGAGCCUGACCCGGAGUUCUUAGCUGUCUUCCGUAACCUCUUCGAGGGUCGCGAAUUCCAUUCCUACGAUGAACUUCAGAAGAGUAUGGGCUUACUUUCGACGGUUGGCUUUUUUGCGCAACAUAUUACAUUUUUCAGAAAACCGGAGCGAGCUAUAUACGUCGCCACACUACAAAACUCCCACCCGAAGACGAGGGCAGUCGUCGAUGUGUGUACAAGCGCCUCCUUUACGAGUGCAAACAUGCUGGUACAUUCAGAAGUCGUGCCACUCAAGGCAUCUGCCGAAAGUAACUGCAAAUCUGCGCCUUUCACAAAUUUACAGGUCUAAGAUGAUGAACUGCCCUUCUAGGAUAAAUUUUCUGUACGAGGGCAAUGGUCUUCGUCUCGUGACUUUCAAUCUGACACAUAAUCAUCUUCUGACUCCUCAAGCGACACCUGUCAUUCCAAAAAAACGAAGUUGUGAGCAGUUCUCACCACUUCCUGCAGAUUCGUACUGUCAACCGUCAAAUAUUGCAAGCGGAAUAGAAAACGGUAGGUUGGUCGGUAUCACCCACAAAUUUCAGGCAACUCCUUCCCGCGACUAAGUGCUGUCUUCCGCGAUGACGAUAUUUCGCGGCCUGUUAGAACUGAAACUUUUUACACUGGAGACUAUUUCCCCAACGAUGCGGCCUUUUUGAAUAGACGCGACGACUUAACUGCGCUGGGUCCAGUGAGUUGGCCGCCCUCCGCAAGUCCUCAUAACAAUAUGUCGGAAUCAGUCAAGCGUUCGAAUGUUAUGAAUUUAGUUGAUCAACUAUGGGAUGUUGCCUCGACGAGGUAUUAUCUCUUGCUUGUUUAAAAAAGGGCUCAUUUAGCGAACCGGCUGACCUGGAGGAAGGGGCCAACAGACUGCGUGAACUUAUCGAUUGGUGGAAAAAAGACGGAAAUUGA